Messenger RNA from Candida tropicalis MYA-3404, 777 nucleotides. RefSeq names its product Mam33p (gene MAM33). Gene Ontology annotation, biological process: cytosolic ribosome assembly. NCBI's taxonomy places the organism in Eukaryota, Fungi, Ascomycota, Pichiomycetes, Serinales, Debaryomycetaceae. The transcript has a single exon. Gene Ontology annotation, cellular component: mitochondrial matrix. The record is from RefSeq and is a predicted model, not a curated record. The coding region runs from base 1 to 777 and encodes 258 amino acids.
AUGUCUAGAUUAUUAUCAUUUACUUUACGCUCUCAAUUGUCCAAGAGAUUAGCUGCUUCAGUUGCUAGAAAACCAGCUGUUGUUUUUGCUUUACCAAAAAUUGCAGCUACUACUUCAUUGCGUUCAUUCCAUGCUACUCCAUUAACUUUAAACAAAGCUGAUUUGAAACAAGUUCUUGAAGAAGAAACCAAAAUUCUUGAAACUAUUCCAAAUGAUUUAGAUCCAGCCCAUGCUGAAUUUUUAGAAACUUCAGGAUUUGAAGUUGUUGAAAAACCAGGUACUGCUGGGGUUGAAUUGAUUAAAAAGACUAAAGAUGGACAAAUUGUUCAUGUUUAUUUUGAUGUUGAAGAAGUUGCUGAUUUCCCAGAUCAAGAAUUAGAUCCUGAAUCAUUAGAAGAAAAUGUUGAAUCAUUUGAUCAAAUUUUCAGUAAUGUUAAAGUUUUAGUUGAAGAUCCUGUUAAAAAUGAAGGUUUAUUUUUCAAUAUUUUAUUACAACCAAGUGAAGAAGCAUUGUCUAUUGAUUUCUUUAAUCAUCAACCAAAUGUUAAAGAAUUUAUUGCUAAAAUUAAAUCAGAAGGUGAAUUUGUUGAUAAAUUUAACUAUCAAGGUCCUAAAUUUGCUGAAUUAGAUGAAGCUCUUCAAGCUGAAUUUGAAAAUUACUUGACUGAAUUCGGUAUCAAUACUCAAUUAUCUGAGUUUAUCCUCGGUUACAGUGAUGUUAAAGAAGAAUCUGAAUAUAGAAUUUGGCUUAAAUCUGUCAAUAGUUUCUUCAACUAA